CAACCACCCCCUACACAAAUCAAAAAACAAAACCUUUUAUUCCAAAAAUGAAAAAUAGCCUGAGGAAACAAAGUCUGGAAUUAUUUUUUGGCAACAUUUUAACAAUAUAGAAUAUACUGCUAAAUGUCAUGCCCUAGCCUUAAGGAAUGUAUUUCUUUUAAUGAAGAUGUAAGACAUCUCCCAUUUGCUUCCAGGAUAGUCUGCUUGCCUUCCCUUCAGUGUUUGCUGUAUCCAUGGCAACAGAGCUCUAUUUCCCCUCCACUGCCUGUGGCAUUAUGGGGUCAGGUGAAUACACCUACAAGCUAUCUGUUUGACUAGUUAACCUUGCUCUAACAGGGCUGCAGAUUUCCCCAGUUAGGUGUGUUUGACAGCAGUGGAAGUAUGAACCAAAAAGUCGCGGCGCAGGAUAAAUGGGCCCAAGCUGGAUGGAGAAUAGAGCAGAAGUAUGCAAACAAAGUGCUGUUAGGCAACUGGGCCGAGGAAAGACUCCAGUUUACUCGGGAGCCAAAGACAGCCAACAGCACCAGUCGUGUAGACUACCGGCCCCACUGGGACUUCAAGCCAGACAUCUCUGAGAGAAGAUCUGCACUGCUGAAAGCUGAGGGGCUUCCAUCCAAGAUGCUAUUUUCCCACUCUGACCCACCAUCUUCACAUUAUUUGCUCACCGAAUAUGAAGAAAGCUUUGAGCAUAAGCACACUAAUGCUUUGCCCACCCUUCAACCCUGGCAUCCAGACAACUUGACAUGGCAGCCUGACAGGUUGGACCGGCCCAUUUCUGCCCUUCCAACCAACACUGGCACAGGGCAGUCCACAAAUCACAGUUUCGAAAAGCAGCAGCCACACCUCCAUUCCCUGACUGUAUACAAGUCAGCAUACCAGAGGCACCCAUUUAGUGCCCUCUGCCAGAGCUGCUUUGCCAGGGCUUCACACUGUCUCUCUAGCCACCUCCAUGCAGCCAAUCACAACAACAAGGACCUGGAUCUUAGACACCGCUCACUCCUGCAAGUCCCAGAUCAUUGUUUCAGCCUUUUUCCGCCAUUACAACAGGCUUGGAGAAAAGACUGUGGCUCCUGAAUUGCCUCAUAUGCUGCUUGUUAAUUGAGAAGCCCUGCUUAAAAGUGUGCUGCUUUGUGAUUCAUCUUUUGUAAUAAUUGGCAGCCUGAAAUAUUUUUAACUGAACAGACCAUUUGGGAAAUCAAAAGGAACUAAAGAAUUAAACAUGAUUCUCAUUAUGUGUAAGGACUACUGUAGAUGUGCUCCGUGUUGUGUGAGGAGCAGUUUGGGCAUUUAUAUAUGUAUGAACUGGUGUGUGUCUGUGUGCAAGAGGGAGAAAGGAGGGGGAGCUAUAAAUUAUGUCCACCCUUCCAGAGAAUGAUUACAUGCAAAUUUUCUCUCUGUCUGCACUUUAUAUGUGAAACUCAGAAUUGACUGUUAGUAUUACCCUAGACGCUCUGUGGAAAAAAAAUAAAGGAAUAAAUAAAUGAAACGAGUGUUGAUGCUAGAACUGACCUGAGUAUUGAGGCAAACCAGAAGCCAUGAGUCAUCCAAGGCAAUGUCUGAAGGGACAUGUCUAACUCCCAUUCCAUUAGGUGUUUAAUUACAGGGAAUCAAAGUGUUUAAUUAGGAAGAAUCAAAGAUGCUUAUGUUUGAUGGUCAACCAUCUGCGUCUGCCUCCCUUUUUCCCGCCUGCCUGCUGCCUUCCUCUGCAGCUCUGUUUCACUCACUGUUAGCUAGUUAGUCACUUUACUGUGCUGCUGAUGCCUGUGUGUCACAUGACACAUCUGUGUUAUGGGAGGCCUGCAACACGUCUUACCAAAACCACCACUGUGUUUGCCGUCUGAGCCACAUGAUGGUGCUAUAGCAGCAUGUCACUCUGAGAGCCUUUGAAGUCCUCAGCUUUACAGUCUGUACACUGAGAGACUUGAUUGUAAAAUGAGCAGACAAUGAGGGAUUUAAUAUUUGUGUCAUUAUUAUGCAUUUUUCAAUUGUAAAUGUAACCAACACUUUAAAAUAAACUGCAAGUGUUUA
This is a messenger RNA of Amphiprion ocellaris (clown anemonefish), 2028 nucleotides long. It is a transcript of the gene cfap107, whose product is annotated as cilia and flagella associated protein 107. Bases 382 to 1074 code for a protein of 230 amino acids. The record is from RefSeq and is a predicted model, not a curated record. NCBI's taxonomy places the organism in Eukaryota, Metazoa, Chordata, Actinopteri, Pomacentridae. The transcript is spliced from 4 exons.